AUGGAAUUUUCGGAUAAUAGUAAAAGAUGUUCCCGCUGUGACAAGAUUAAGACACAUGAUGAGUUUGUUCGACUAAGAGGAAAUAAAAUGAAGGAAUUUUCUAAUUGUAAUGACUGCGCAAAUACCAAGAAAGGAAAAAAAUCUGUUAAUGAAGCAACAAAUGUAGAGGAAAGCUUAAAUGUUACUGAAGAUUAUGAUUCACAUACAAUAAUUAAUGAAAUUGACAAUAAUGAGGAUAUAGCUUGGUAUAGUUUUACAGAUGCAGAAAACCUAAUAGCAAAUUGUUUUGAAAACCCUGAAGAAAAUGGUUGU
This is a messenger RNA of Racocetra persica, 312 nucleotides long. NCBI's taxonomy places the organism in Eukaryota, Fungi, Glomeromycota, Glomeromycetes, Diversisporales, Gigasporaceae. The record is from the annotation of a GenBank genome assembly.